Molecule: messenger RNA, 2166 nt
Organism: Aspergillus piperis CBS 112811
Lineage: Eukaryota; Fungi; Ascomycota; Eurotiomycetes; Eurotiales; Aspergillaceae
Product: Hsp70 family protein
Exons: 4
Coding region: 1-2166 (721 amino acids)
Molecular function (GO): ATP binding; ATP-dependent protein folding chaperone
Source: RefSeq, a predicted model, not a curated record
AUGAGCUCACGGUUGAACUUCAAAUCGUUCACCUUCGGGACGAAGCGCAACAAGAACCACUCGCCUGUGCAGCACAGCCAACCUGUGAACGCUCCUUCUACCAACACCCUCGUCGCCGCUCCCUCGGCCACUUCGCCCAGCUCUCCUCCCUCCGGUACCAGUUCCUCGACCACCAGCCUCCCCAUGAAUAACCAGAAUACUUUGGGGCGCCCCCCGAGCUACACCUACAACACCGCCGGCCGGCCCACCAGCCCUCUGCCGCCAGGCCAACCUAUGCCUCACCACCCUCCGCCGUUAAAUACCAACCUACCGUAUCCUCAGUCCUCCAUGGCCCCCAUGGGUGCUCCCCCCGGCUACGGGUUACAACAGCAGCUCGGUCCUGGCAUGGCUCCCGGCCUUCACCAACCCCAGUACGGCGUGCGGAACCCCGCCGUCGAAGUAGAAGGCGCCGGCCGGAGCAAGGCUCAGUUGAUUGUGGGAAUCGAUUUUGGCACGACAUUCUCCGGUGUAGCUUUUGCAUUCGCGACCAACAACGAGGCGAGAGAGGACAUCAUCACAGAGUGGCCUGGCGCAGGCACUCACACCAAACAAAAGAUCCCGACCGUUUUGUACUACGAUCAGUACCAAAAGGUGGUGGGUUGGGGCCCGGAUAUCGCUGAUGCUUUGGCCCCCACCGGAUACCCGAAGCAAGGGGUACAGAAAGUCGAGUGGUUCAAGCUUCAGCUGAUGCUCUCCGGGAACACGUACAUUGACCCCAUCAACCUGCCGCCUUUGCCUCCGGGCAAGUCGGAGAUCGAUGUCGCCGCCGACUACCUCUUCAAGCUGCGACAGGCCAUGCGGGCCCAACUCCAGAAGACCUUGGGUGAAGUGUUCACUCGUGAAGAGCGAAACAUUCGGUACUACAUCACCGUACCGGCCAUUUGGAACGAUGCUGGGAAAGCAGCAACACGAGCCGCCGCCCUCCAGGCCGGCUUCCUGAGAGACGAGAAUGACAACCGCCUAACCUUGGUUUCCGAACCCGAGGCAGCGGCACUUUUCUGUGCAAAGACCGGUCUGCUGAACCUCAAGAUCGGUGACGCCAUUCUGAUUGUCGAUUGUGGAGGUGGUACGGUCGACUUGAUUGCGUAUGAGGUCGAAGAAGAGCAACCGUUCAGCGUCGCGGAAUGCACCGCGGGCUCUGGAGAUUCGUGUGGUUCCACCGCGCUCAACCGGAACUUUAGCAACAUUCUCCGUGCGAAGAUUCGUAAGAUGAAAUUGCCGGAUGGCUCCCGCACGGCAGGCAAGGUUUAUGCCAAAUGUAUCAUGGACUUUGAGAAUCGGAUCAAGGCCGACUUCCGCAACAAUGGCCAGAAAUGGGCAGUGGAUGUCGGAAUUGAAGCCGACUUCCCGGACGCAGGCAUCGAGGAGGGCUACAUGACGUUCACUAACGAGGAGAUCCUGCAAUGCUUCGAGCCCGUCGUGAAUAGGAUCCUUGAGCUGGUGCGCAAUCAAAUCAUAGCGAUCCAAGCGCAGAACAGGUCACUUCAGAACGUCCUUGUCGUUGGUGGUUUCGGUGCCUCGGAGUAUCUUUUCCAGCAGAUCAAGCUCCACGUCCCUCCACAGUAUCAGUCCAAGGUAGUCCGACCGAUGGACUCGGUCGCUGCCAUCGUCAAAGGUGCCGUAACUGCCGGAAUCACCGAGCGGGUGAUUACGCACCGUGUAGCACGACGCCAUUACCUGAUGGCCACGCUGCAACCCUUCAAGGAAGGAUAUCACCCCGAGCAAUACCGUGUUCCUAGUCUUGACGGCCGCGACCGAUGCAAGUACACAAGGCAAAUUUUCGUGCAGAAGGGCGAGCGGGUGAAAAUUGGCGAGCCUGUCAAGGUGAGCUUUUUCCGGCAGGUUGCGCCGGGAGCGACCCUCAUGUACGAGGAUAUCCUGUACGCGUGCGAUGAGGAUGUGUGUCCCGAGUACACUAAGGAUCCACGUAUCAAGGAAGUCGUCACCCUCACCUCCGAUCUGUCCCGUAAGAACUUGGAGACCGAUUUCGAGCGCAUGGACACGCCUCAGGGUACUUUUUACCGAGUGUACUUUGACAUUUACCUCACACUGGAUGGUAGUGAAUUCAGCGCAGAGCUUGUCUGUCAGGGCGAAGUGAUGGGUCGGUGCCGGGCCAAAUUCAGGUAG